AUGGCUAAUUCCGUGGAAUCAACAAUGAUUAACUCCUCUAGAUUGGCUUGGCUUGACCCUUGUGUACGUGAGACAUGGCUGGAGAAUUCUCUACUGUCUAUUUGCUAUCUAUUGGGCAUGCUUGUGGGGGGUGUGGGAAAUAUCCUUGCUAUCUCUCUGUUUGUGAAAGAUCGCCAACCACGCUCUCCUUCUGACAUCUUCCUCCUACACCUCGCUUUGUCAGACCUAUUCUUGCUUCUCAGCCUGCCUAUACGUCUCUUCUACCACAUUUCAGGAAACCGCUGGCUUUUUGGCUCCUUACCAUGCCGAUUAGCUGGCUUUGUUUUCUACCUCAAUAUGUAUGCCAGCCUAUAUUUCCUGGCAGGGAUCAGCAUUGACAGGUACCUCGCUAUCGUACACCCUCUUAGCUCAGUCAAGUUUCGUAAACCUCUGCAUGCACAUGUAACCUGUGGCUUUCUCUGGACAAUUGUUUCUUUUGCAAUGGCACCUUUGCUUUUGGGUCGUGAUCAGGCUUUGGAGGAAGACAUUUGUCGUCUGUUGUAUCGUGAAACGCCAUCUUUGCGAGCAUUGGCAUCACUGUGUGCUGCUUUUACCAUCCCUUUCAUAAGCACAGUCACCUGCUAUGCACUUAUUUUAAAGCGUCUCAGAAAAGGUGGAGAUAGAAAAACCAAAGAGAAAGCAGUUAAGAUGGUGUUACUAGUACUUACAAUAUUCCUAAUCUGCUUUUUGCCAUAUCACCUUAGCCGGACUCUUUACCAUGUGCUAAUGCCAGGUGGAGGUGGUGAAUUUGCACUGUCAUCGUGUAAGCUGAGACAAAGUCUCGCACUAGCCAAUCGCUUUACCUCUUGUUUAAGUACCCUGAAUGCCGCUCUUGAUCCCCUGGUUUAUUUCUUUGCUGUGAAAAAGUUCCGUCAGAUCAUUUUGCAAUGGUCAUGCAGAUGCCAUAGUACAGCUGCUAAAAACCAAGAGGACGUCAGGACAGAGGAUAGCUCAUUGAGUGCCAAGACAGAGGUGUAAGCAGAUUCUUCUUAAGAGCUUUGUGACUGGAGCAAGCUGAAUUUAAAAAACAUUUUUUUUAAAGUAUUAUGCAAAAUAUCACAUGUAUUUAAUGAACUGUGGUUAAUUAUGCCAAUAAUUUUUACUGCAAUUUGUUUAACAACUUAUAGACUUACUUUUUU
Messenger RNA from Bombina bombina (fire-bellied toad), 1178 nucleotides. RefSeq names its product G protein-coupled receptor 17 (gene GPR17). Gene Ontology annotation, molecular function: G protein-coupled receptor activity. Bases 1 to 1017 code for a protein of 338 amino acids. The record is from RefSeq and is a predicted model, not a curated record. The transcript has a single exon. Lineage: Eukaryota; Metazoa; Chordata; Amphibia; Anura; Bombinatoridae. Gene Ontology annotation, cellular component: membrane. Gene Ontology annotation, biological process: positive regulation of Rho protein signal transduction; phospholipase C-activating G protein-coupled receptor signaling pathway.